Messenger RNA from Xiphophorus couchianus (Monterrey platyfish), 1601 nucleotides. RefSeq names its product b(0,+)-type amino acid transporter 1-like. Gene Ontology annotation, cellular component: membrane. Gene Ontology annotation, biological process: amino acid transmembrane transport. Bases 103 to 1500 code for a protein of 465 amino acids. The transcript has 7 exons. Gene Ontology annotation, molecular function: L-amino acid transmembrane transporter activity. NCBI's taxonomy places the organism in Eukaryota, Metazoa, Chordata, Actinopteri, Cyprinodontiformes, Poeciliidae. The record is from RefSeq and is a predicted model, not a curated record.
UUUACCACCUGUUGCUCUGUUUAACAUUACCUAAUGGUAAUCUAUGCCAAGAUCUGAGGUGUGUUUAGUGGAAAUCCGAGCAGGCAGUAGCAUUCUCCAACAAUGGAGCAAGGACUGAGUCUGAAGCGGGAAGUUGGGAUAAUAGGAGCCAUGUCCUUCAUUGCUGGGACCAUGAUAGGAUCUGGGAUCUUCAUUUCUCCACAGUAUGUCCUGCUAGCAAUCGGCAGCCCCGGGGCCAGCUUCAUCAUAUGGGCCUGCUGCGGCCUGAUAGCCAUGCUGGGUGGCCUCUGCUAUGCUGAACUGGGGACGAUCAUACCAGAGUCUGGAGGGGAGUACAUCUACAUGCUACGGACAACUGGAAAAAUCACAGCCUUCGUGUUUGUCUUCAGUUUCGUCAGUGUCAUGAGGCCAGCCAGCGCCACUGGGAUCGCCCUGAGCUGCGCUGAAUAUGUGGUGGCCCCGUUUUAUAGUGGCUGCGCCCCUCCACAGCUGGUCUUAAAAUGUGUGGCAGCUGUGGCGAUCCUGGCCUUGGCUCUGGUCAACUGUCUCAGUGUCCGUUUGGCCACCGGCAUCCAGGUGGUCACCAUGGCCAUUAAAGCACUGACGCUGGCGGUGAUCAUACUGGGAGGAGUCGUGAUGCUUUUUCAGGGCAACACUGCAAACUUUGAGGACUCUUUUGAUGGAACGAAUGUAGGCGUGAAAGCCAUCGGCAUUGCUUUCUAUCAGGGCCUGUGGCCUUAUGAUGGCUGGAAUACUUUAAACUAUUUAACUGAGGAGCUCAAACGACCAGAAGUAAACCUUCCCAGAGCGCUGGUGAUAGCCAUUUCUCUGGUCACUGGCUUGUACCUGCUGGUGAAUGUUAGCUAUCUGACGGUGAUGACACCUAAUGAGCUCAUGUCUUCCACCGCUGUAGCCGUCACCUGGGGGAACAAGGUGUUGGGAAGCUGGGGUUGGAUCAUGUCGUUGGCUGCGGCCUUGUCUGCUUUUGGCUCCUUAAACGGGACCUUCUUCAGCGGGGGUCGAGUCUGCUUUGUGGCUGCCAGGGAGGGUCACAUGCCAGAUAUUCUCUCCAUGGCUCACGUCCACCGGCUGACUCCCUCUCCGGCUCUCAUCUUCACCACUCUGAUCUCUUUGGUGGUCCUCAUCCCCGGAGACUUUCAGAGUAUCGUCAACUACUUCAGUUUCACAGCCUGGUUUUUCUAUGCCGUCACUCUGUCUGGACUGAUCUAUCUCAAAAUAAAGAAACCGGAGCUCCCCAGACCAUACAGCGUUCCCAUUGUCCUCCCCAUACUGAUCCUGCUUGUGGCCAUUUUCCUUGUUCUGGCCCCCAUCAUAGACCAACCUCAAAUCGAGUAUCUCUAUGUGGCGUUAUUUAUCCUAAGUGGCGCUAUAGUUUACGUACCUUUCAUCCAUUUCAAGCUUUGCCCGGGAAUGUUUGAUAAGGUGACAACGUUCCUGCAGCUGUUCUUAGAGGUCGCUCCAGCAGAGAAAAACCUCUGAGCUCAAGCUGCUGCAGGAGCUCUUUAAAGUUUUAUUCAUUGAGAACUCACAUUCUGGCAUCACGAAGAGCCUCCUCCUCGCCCUCCACUUCUUCCAUCUCU